UCAAAAAUUCUAUUUUAAUAAUUGACGAAGGAUACAGAUUUAGUAAAUCCAAAGAAGCGCAAGGGCAACAGAGUAACAUCAACUUCAAAAAAUCAUCCUAAUUUUCAUUUCCCUUCUGCACUUCCUCACCCAUUUCAUCAAAUAAUAACACUUUCAAUUCUUUUUCUUCCAUAUUCCUCGAUACAAGGGGAAAAAGAUUUAAAAAAUAAAAUUAAAAUCACAUCACGUUCCAUUUCAAUUCGGAAUUCUCAUCGUCGCGACCGCGUAUCGAAAACUAGGGUUAGGGUUUUCAUUUUCAUCCCCAAAAAAGAAAGGUAUUUUCAAACAAAAGGUGAAGAAGAAGAAUCAAUUCUUUAUGAUUCUUUGUUCAAUCGAAAAGGAAACUUUGAUUUUGCUAUUAAUCUUGUUGGUGGUACAAUCCUCUGUGGCGUUAAACGGAAACAGCAUGAAGGUUCAUCCUGUUCCGAGAAAGCGCAACAUCACAAUCCAAUUCGGCACCAACGGCGGUAACACCGCUUCGGAGGCUCAAGCUCUGUUGGGAAUCUCUGGGAAGAAGCUACGGCGUCUCCCACACGUUUUCAGCCGCGUGUUGGAGCUUCCUUUUCGAUCAGACGCGGACGUGGCGGUGGAGGAGGCUCCUGACUGUUUCCGUUUCGUGGCGGAGACGGAGGGAAUCGGCGAGGUGAGGACUCAUACGGUGGAGAUCCAUCCCGGCGUGACGAAGAUCGUGGUGAGAGAUGGUGAAUCGUUGGAAUUAUCGCUUGAUCAGUUAGAGCUUGAUAUGUGGAGGUUCCGUUUGCCGGAUUCGACGAUGCCGGAGCUUGCUAGUGCGGUGUUUGUUGACGGGGAACUUAUAGUCACGGUGCCGAAGGGACAUGAUCUGCAAAAUGUUGAGGGUGGUGAUAGUGAUAGAGAUAUGGGUGGUAGACUUGUUCUUGUACAGUGAUUUUGAUGACGAUGAUGAUGGUGAAAAUUCUUUUGUUAACACCUUAAAAAAUGUGUCUUUAGUAUGUGGGUUAGAUUUCAGGUUGUUGUUGUUGGAUGUGAAAUUUGAUUGUUGCUUCAACAAAAAUGUUCUUCAAUAAUGGUUUAUAUUUAUAUGGCAAUGUCAUUUUUCACGGUUAGUUUUUUUGCUUGUUUCUAAUUGCAAGGUGUCAUUCCCUUUU
Messenger RNA from Cicer arietinum (chickpea), 1166 nucleotides. RefSeq lists its product as uncharacterized. Lineage: Eukaryota; Viridiplantae; Streptophyta; Magnoliopsida; Fabales; Fabaceae. The record is from RefSeq and is a predicted model, not a curated record.